Molecule: messenger RNA, 2156 nt
Organism: Lampris incognitus (smalleye Pacific opah)
Lineage: Eukaryota; Metazoa; Chordata; Actinopteri; Lampriformes; Lampridae
Product: histone H3.3A
Exons: 4
Coding region: 406-816 (136 amino acids)
Cellular component (GO): nucleosome
Molecular function (GO): protein heterodimerization activity; DNA binding; structural constituent of chromatin
Source: RefSeq, a predicted model, not a curated record
CUCUACCAAAACGUCUUGCUGAACUGCUACUGUCGGCUGCUCCAUACGCUAUCAAUGUCGUAAGAACAACACAAACAGGCCAUGUCCUUUAUUUUAAAUGUUCUUGGUUGCCGACACUGGGAAGGGAAUUCUGUUGGCUUGUUCAUCCAAAAAUAAAAACAAACCAAAAAAAAACUAAAAACGAUUAGCCCCGACUUUCGCCACAAUGUGUUCAGCUUCAUGUUGAAAGUGACAAAGUCACUGGAAAAUGUUGCCACUGUUGCAUUGUGGGCCAGUUGAUUGACACGGCGGCCAUUUUCCCGCUGGACCCUGGUUCCCAUUGUGGGUCCGAAGAAGAAAAUACAGACAAGCGGAACGUUUCUCACGCCUCUAACAGACUUUCUCCGUAGGUAAUCUGAAUCAAUUAUGGCUCGUACCAAGCAGACUGCCCGUAAAUCCACUGGAGGCAAAGCCCCACGUAAGCAGCUGGCCACAAAGGCUGCCCGUAAGAGUGCCCCUUCCACCGGUGGUGUCAAGAAGCCCCAUCGUUACAGGCCCGGCACUGUGGCACUGCGUGAGAUCCGUCGUUACCAGAAGUCCACUGAGUUGCUGAUCCGCAAGCUGCCCUUCCAGCGCCUGGUGAGAGAAAUUGCUCAGGACUUCAAGACUGAUCUGCGUUUCCAGAGUGCAGCCAUCGGAGCUCUGCAGGAGGCUAGCGAGGCCUACCUGGUGGGUCUGUUUGAAGACACCAAUCUGUGCGCCAUCCAUGCCAAGCGUGUCACCAUUAUGCCCAAAGACAUCCAGCUGGCUCGUCGCAUCCGUGGGGAACGUGCUUAAACACUGUCCUGUCCUGCCUCCUUCUCACCUCUUCUUCUCCUUCCUUCACCAGUCCAUCUUUUCCUUACCCAGUCCUUAGUCUGUUCCCUUCUUUCCCCAUGUUGGUAGUGUGUAGAGAAAAAAAUUAUUAUAUAUGAAUAAAGUGUAUAGUUGUGUUUUUUCUUAGUGCUCUUGGCAGCAGAUUUAUAGGGUACUCUUUUUGUGCAUGUACCUGCUUGAUGGUGAUCAGAUGUACACAAGCACACACUCACAUACAUGUCUCCUAGUUUGCACCGUUUCCACUCUGCCGCAAGAAACUCCCAGGUAUGAGGUAGAGGAUGAUUCGGACGUGGGCGUUAAAGAUAAAUCAAGCGAUGCAACUCUGGGAGGCACAGGCAGGAGAAGGGGAUGGGUAUGUGUCUGCUGAGAGUCUUGUCUCCCUAGCAGGGUGCUAGAACAACAUGCCUUGUCCUCUUCUGCUGCCAACUUCUCACUACCAGCCGCCAACCAACCAACUUGUGUUCAGAGACUUGAUUGCACUGGUAAACAAUUGUUUAUGAUGAGGCUGGCAUUGCUGCCCCUGUGUGUUUGUGUGAGCGUCGGCUCUGAUCAGCAAAGCAAACUACAAUUCAUAAGCGUUUUUGGAAAAGUUGAUUUAUUAUUACCACAUUGAUGAUUUUUUUUUUUAGUUGGUUUUGUUGUUGUUUUUUCCCAGUAAUGCGCAAAUACCGAUGGGGUGGGAUUUUUCACUGCAAAACUUUUUGUGAAUAACGAGAAUGGGGGGAUGAAUCAGAUUAAAAAAUAUUACAGAGAGCAAAUCAGCUAUGAAUUAUUUUGUUUUCCAGUGUAUCAAGCUACUGACUUGUUUAGGCAACCAAAGUUGAAUCCUGUGAAAUUAUCUUCUAACUGAAUGAAUAUUACAUCACUUUUCAAAUUGGUGCCCUAAGCUAAUUAUAAAGGUCAAAGGGCAAGAACUGGUGUGAUUCCUGUGAGGGUUUUUUCAGUGGGUUCUGAUCAAGUACCUUUUUUACGAUCAAGGUUUGUGGGGAUUUGUUCUCCAAAACCAAAGGCUAAGUGUGAAAUAAAUGUGUUUAAACUGAAAUGACAAGAUGUAAAAUGUAUUGUUCAUGUUACGUGUUACAUGAUCAAGAAUUCUGGUCAGGUUUCCUGUAUACGUCCCCCUUUACUUCUGCUCAGCUCAGUUGAUCAUCUGUGUACAUUUUCUCAGGUUGACUCGUCACACCUUUAACUUAAUAUUUUUUCUCAAUUUGAUUUUUUUUUAAUGUUGAGGAUGGCGUUUCAAAUGUUUGUAAUUUCCAGAUUUGUCAUAUAAAGUGGUAAUAAAUGGAUGUUACACAACC